Molecule: messenger RNA, 776 nt
Organism: Columba livia (rock pigeon)
Lineage: Eukaryota; Metazoa; Chordata; Aves; Columbiformes; Columbidae
Gene: ZNF593
Product: zinc finger protein 593
Exons: 3
Coding region: 62-463 (133 amino acids)
Molecular function (GO): nucleic acid binding; zinc ion binding
Source: RefSeq, a predicted model, not a curated record
GCGGGGCGUGCAGCCACCCGCGCCUGCGCGCUGCGUAGUGCGGGCCCCGCGCGGUCCCGCCAUGUCGCCGCGCAAUGGCCGCCGCACCGGCGCCCACCGGGCGCACUCGCUGGCCCGGCAGUUGAAGACGAAGCGGCGCCGCCGCGAUCUGGACGAGAUCCACGGGGACCUGAAGCCCGAGAACGCCGCCCGGCUGCUGCGGCAGGAGCCCGACCCCGACCUGCCGGGCUGCGCCCAGUUCUACUGCCUGCACUGCGCGCGCUACUUUGUGGACCUGACCAGCAUGAAGGAGCAUUUCAGGUCCAAGGUGCACAAGAAGAGGCUGAAGCAGCUGCGGGAGGCCCCGUACACGCAGGAGGAGGCAGAACGCGCCGCCGGGAUGGGCUCCUACAUCCCCCCCAAGAAGGUGGAGGUGCAGACGCAGCCACUCGAUGAAGUCGUGGCCAUGGAGGCCUCCAGCUGAGCGCGGACUGAGGGCCCGGGCGGCUCCGUGAAAGCAUCUUUGUCCUCAGCUUUGUGAGAAGAACAUGCCCCAGCGAGCAAACAUGCUCCUCCUGGCAGCCCUCGUCACUGGAGCGCUAAUGAGGAGAAGGAGCCAGCGAGGCCCUGACUGCCCUCACUACGUGUCCUUCUUUUCGGGGAAGGGACAAGCCGCUGCUUCCCCAAGCGCCGCCGUGACUGUAUGCCCGUCUCUGCUUUUAGAGCCGUUUUAGGCUUCUCUCUGUGGGCCAGGGGUUCACCCUGGUGAGUCACCCAUUAAAAUAUGUCAACCACCA